This is a messenger RNA of Salvelinus namaycush (lake trout), 603 nucleotides long. Its product is annotated as ras-related and estrogen-regulated growth inhibitor-like. Gene Ontology annotation, molecular function: GTPase activity; GTP binding. Bases 1 to 603 code for a protein of 200 amino acids. The transcript has 4 exons. The record is from RefSeq and is a predicted model, not a curated record. NCBI's taxonomy places the organism in Eukaryota, Metazoa, Chordata, Actinopteri, Salmoniformes, Salmonidae.
AUGGCGAAGAGUCCCGAGAUGAAGCUGGCCGUUUUCGGUAGAGCAGGAGUGGGUAAAUCAGCUCUAGUGGUGAGGUUUCUGACCAGACGUUUCAUCUGGGAGUAUGACCCAACGCUUGAAUCAACAUAUCGCCAUCAAGCAACCAUAGACGAUGAGGUUGUGACCAUGGAGAUCCUUGACACAGCCGGACAGGAGGACACGCAGCAGAAGGAGAGCCACAUGCGCUGGGGCGAUGGCUUCGUCAUUGUCUAUGACAUCACUGACCGGGGCAGCUUUGACGAAGUGGCUCCUUUGCGAGGCCUCCUAGAGGAAGUCAAGAAACCCAAGAAUGUCCCUUUGGUUCUGGUGGGCAACAAAGCCGACCUAGACCAUGCCCGACAGGUGGGCACAGAGGAGGGCGAGCGGCUGGCUGCCGAGAUGGCGUGUGCCUUCUACGAGUGCUCGGCGUGCGCCGACGAGGGUGGCAUGGUGGCGGAAGCAUUCCAUGAGCUGUGUCGCGAGUUGAGGCGCCGCAAGGUGGUCCAGGGCAAGGCCAGGCGCCGUAGCUCCACCACCCACGUCAAGCAGGCCAUCAACAAGAUGCUGACCAAGAUCAGCAGCUAG